CUUUUGGAAAGAAUCUUCCAUUUUUGGUGGGAUUCUCCCACCAGACAAUGGUUUUGUCUUAUGAGCCCCGGACCUGCUGCGUGUCUGCAUCAUCUCCGCAGCUUUGAAUUUAGAAAAUCCUCCCUCUUUCAGAGGUGCCCCUAAGAACAGGAGUGGGCCUUGUCCCUCGCGAGUAGGGCUUAUCAGCGUGUGUUCGCAGCAAGCCUCCCAUCUGAAGCACAGACCGCUGUGCUGUUGUCAGUGUCUUGAAGCUAAUGCAUAUUGAUGAGGAAGGGCUGAGCGCACACGGCUCUCUGCAGAGGGGAGGCAGACGGUUGGGAACAGCCCUAUCUCCAUGCAGGCUCGCUGAUUCCGUUACAUGCUCCCAGGGAUGCUAAGCUGAGCCAGAGACCUUGCGUUUCCCCAGCUGCUCUUGGCUAGCCCCAGCCCACACUCAGGGGCGCGUUUGGCUCUGUCCUUGGAGCGGAGGCGCCGGGGCCCGACUCCGCUUUCCGAGAAGCAGCCUCUGAUCCGUCCCCAUUGUCUGGCGAGCGAUUGCCGGGUCAACGGGGCUGAACGGGACCUCCCAGGCCGGCAAACCAACGCGCAAACGUGGUACUGAAAGCGCCCCCCUCCUCGCCCUGCGCAGAGCCAUUGUGUCGGAGAUAAUCUGAUUUGAAGAUUUCACUUUAGCCAGUCCAAGAUGGAAGCCCCACUGGUGAGUCUGGAUGAGGAGUUUGAGGAUCUGAGACCCUGCUACGUUGAUGACAGAGAAGAAAAACCACAUUGUUUUUACGGCUCAUCCCCUCAGCAUCUGGAAGAUCCCUCCCUUUCUGAGCUUGAGAACUUCUCCUCUGAAAUUAUCAGUUUCAAGUCCAUGGAAGACUUGGUGAACGAAUUUGAUGAGAAGCUGAAUGUCUGCUUUCGGAAUUACAAUGCCAAAACUGAGAACCUGGCUCCUGUAAAAAAUCACUUCCAGAUACAAGAGGAGGAAGAGCAUCUUCAGGAUGAGGAGGUUUGGGAUGCUUUAACGGACAAUUACAUCUCGUCAAUCACUGAGGAUUGGAGGGACCCCGAUAUCGAGGUGUUGAAUGGCAAUAUUUCUGACUCAGAGAUCCACGAGAAGGAGGAGGAAGAGCUCCAUGAGAAAAGUGAAAAUGACUCUGGUAUUAAUGAGGAGCCUCUACUCACAGCAGAUCAGGUAAUUGAAGAAAUUGAGGAGAUGAUGCAGAAUUCCCCAGAUCCUGAAGAGGAAGAGGAGAUCUUGGAGGAAGAUGAUGGAGGAGAAACUUCCUCUCAGGCUGAUUCAGUCCUGUUGCAGGAGAUGCAGAUUUUGACACAAACCUUUAACAACAAUUGGUCCUAUGAAGGUUUGGAACAGAUGUCAGUGUCUGAGUUGGCCGAGCUGCUGGAUCACGUGGAGAGUGCCAUCCGUGACUACUCAGAAGAGCUGGUGCAGCAGCUGGCUCGUCGAGAUGAGCUGGAGUUCGAGAAAGAGGUGAAGAACUCCUUCAUCACAGUGCUGAUCGAGGUCCAGAACAAGCAAAAAGAGCACAGAGAGCUGAUGAAAAGGAGGAGGAAAGAGAAAGGCCUGAGUCUUCAGAGCAGCCGAAUAGAAAGGGGCACCCAAAUGCCUCUCAAGCGAUUCAGUAUGGAAGGAAUCUCUAAUAUCUUGCAGACAGGUAUUCGGCAGACAUUUGGGAACUCAGCAACUGAUAAACAGUAUUUGAACACGGUUAUUCCAUAUGAGAAGAAAGGGUCACCUCCCUCUGUGGAAGAUCUGCAGAUGCUGACAAACAUUCUUUUUGCAAUGAAGGAGGAUAACGAGAAGGUCCCUACAUUGCUAACGGACUACAUUUUAAAAGUGCUCUGCCCUACCUAAUCUGCCUUUGGACCCGCAGUGGAACACAAGACAACAAGGCCAGAGUCAUUCCAUCACAGGGACUGCAUGAUAAACUCCAAAACAUGUAUUUAAAAAUGUAUAGCAUUAACCUGGAUUAAACAUAAGCAAAAACUAUUCCUUUCCUGUUGGCUUCUAGUCCUAGUAAUCAUUGAAUGCAAAAGUGAAGGCAGGUGCUGCUAUUUUCUCUCUUUGCCACCUGACAUAAUGAAGACAGUCCUUCACCACACCCUAUGUAUUUUUGGUCCAGCUUCCCAAAACAUAUCACACUAUGGGACUAAUUUUGAAAUACUGAAAUAAACUUU
Gopherus flavomarginatus (Mexican gopher tortoise) is the source of this 2184-nucleotide messenger RNA. It is a transcript of the gene FEZ1, whose product is annotated as fasciculation and elongation protein zeta 1. The coding region runs from base 683 to 1861 and encodes 392 amino acids. Lineage: Eukaryota; Metazoa; Chordata; Testudines; Testudinidae. Gene Ontology annotation, cellular component: cytoplasm; axon. The transcript is spliced from 10 exons. The record is from RefSeq and is a predicted model, not a curated record.